This is a messenger RNA of Penicillium brevicompactum, 576 nucleotides long. RefSeq names its product PRKRIP1 family protein. The coding region runs from base 1 to 576 and encodes 191 amino acids. Gene Ontology annotation, molecular function: protein kinase binding; double-stranded RNA binding; protein kinase inhibitor activity. The record is from RefSeq and is a predicted model, not a curated record. The transcript has a single exon. NCBI's taxonomy places the organism in Eukaryota, Fungi, Ascomycota, Eurotiomycetes, Eurotiales, Aspergillaceae. Gene Ontology annotation, biological process: negative regulation of protein kinase activity. Gene Ontology annotation, cellular component: nucleolus.
AUGUCCGAGCCAGGCCCAGAAUCUUUUCCCACAAGCGCAGACCCGCGUAGCAAGCGGCCAACAAAGCGCCGCGCCGUGACACCACACUCCGAACACGCAAAUCAGAUCGAGACCCUCUUCAAAGAUCCAAGCAAGGAUAUCAAGCUACCUGAUCCCUCUUCUCAGCGCUCAUCAUCGCUGCUUGCGCCCCCUGAGAUCGUCACCAAUGUCCAGGGUUCCUCAGCCGGUGCGGGCUCUGGUGAAUUUCACGUGUACAAGGCCAGUCGGAGGCGUGAAUAUGAGCGUCUGCGCAUGAUGCAGUCCGAGGUCGACCAGGAGAAAGAUAAUGAGAGCUGGGAAAAGGAGCGCGCAGAAGCCAAGCGCAAGGAUGACGAGAAGACCGACAAGAACCGCCGGAGGAGGGAGAAGAAGAAGAAUGCUCGCGGAAAGAAGGGUGGUGAUAAAAUGGAUAUAGCGCCUACCAAGGCUGGACCUGCUCCUGGAACUAUGGUCAGCGCGGAUGGAGACAGCAAUGGAGCGGCGGAUGGUCAGCCGGCUCACGAAGUCCCCGGUGUCAUUAUCCAUGACGAUGAUUGA